UACACUAACGAGCUCCGUCUCCCUCCAAUUUUCGGGAUUUGCCCCGGGGCGCUCUAACCACUGAACGCACUGCUGAGGCUCCAGCAUCCAACGAUUACCCUCUACUGCUGUCUUCUUUUACUGUAUGAUGUAUCGGCUGAAUGGGUUACCAACGGUGGACGUAGAAUGGUUAGUAGAGAAUAUUAAAGUUGUACAGCUGUAUUAGGCUAUGGAAUAUGUAAGGGCUUUGAUCGUGCGCAGCAAUAAUGCUAAGCGCGGAGAUUGUUGAUUAACCUGAACCUGCAAACACCCCAAAGAUCCACUCACUUCACAACAGUAGACUAGAGAAUAAUUGAUAGAUGACAUCAUGACGGUCACCUACACUGCGCAAGUUGCCAACGCGCGCUUCUGCGGGUUCUCCAAACUGCUCCUAGCCUGGAGGGGAAGUAUCUACAAGGUCUUAUGGAAGGAGUUCCUUGCUUUCUUCGCCAUGUACACUGCCAUCAGUGUCACUUACAGAUUCUUCCUCUUUGAUGACCAGAAGAGGUAUUUUGAAAAACUGGCAAUUUACUGCAACCACUAUGCCAGUCUCAUCCCCAUGUCUUUUGUGCUAGGUUUUUACGUGACACUGGUGGUGAACCGCUGGUGGAAUCAGUACACCCGCAUUCCAUUACCUGACCGCCUGAUGUGCGUGCUCUCCGGCGGCCUGCAGGGUGUGGAUGAGCGCGGGCGGCUGCUGCGACGCACCAUGAUGCGCUAUGCAAGUCUGUCCGCGUUACUGAUUUUGCGCUCGGUCAGCACCGCGGUGUUCAAACGCUUCCCGACCAUGGACCACGUCGUGGAAGCAGGGUUCAUGACCAAGGAGGAGCGGAAGAAGUUUGAGAGCCUCAAGUCCCCCUAUAACAAGUACUGGAUUCCCUGUGUGUGGUUCACUAACCUGGCCGCCCUGGCCCGCUGUGAGGGCAGGAUUAAGGACGACAGCACCCUCAAACUAGUGCUGGAGGAGCUCAAUCAUUUCAGAGGGAACUGCAGUAUGCUUUUCCAUUACGACAUGAUCAGUGUUCCCCUGGUCUACACUCAGGUGGUGACUCUGGCCGUGUACAGUUUUUUCUUCGUGUGUCUGAUAGGACGUCAGUUCCUGGACCCCACACAGGGCUACCUGGGUCAUGACCUGGACCUGUACGUCCCCAUCUUCACUCUGCUACAGUUCUUCUUCUAUGCUGGCUGGCUCAAGGUAGCAGAGCAGUUGAUAAACCCAUUUGGAGAGGACGAUGAUGACUUUGAGACCAACUGGCUGAUCGACAGGAACUUCCAGGUCUCCAUGAUGGCAGUCGAUGAGAUGUAUGGGGAUCUUCCCAUCAUGGAAAGAGACCGAUAUUGGAACGACUCUAACCCUCGUCCUCCCUACACUGCAGCAACUCUAUUCAGGCUGCGCAAACCCUCCUUCCAGGGCUCCACCUUCGACAUGGCGAUUCCCAAAGAGGAGAUGCACUUCGCGCCCCUGGCGGAUAUCACUGAGAACGUGGAGUCUCAGGGUGGGGGUCACCACCCCAACAUGGCCCUGUUCAACCGGCUCCUCUUCACUGCCCCGUCCCCCACGGGACUCAUUGGAGGGGCGCUGCGCCGCACCUCCGCCCAGCUCCAAAGGUUCCGCCGUCGCUCCGGGAUGUACCCGCCCUCGUUCAGCGAUGAAGAGGGUGAGGACGAGGAUGAUGAAGGUGGGAAGACUUUGUGGCCGUCUGGGGGCUCGCUGCCGUCUGUUUUGGGUCAGGAUACUCAGAGUACCAUAUGUAGUUGUGGAGGGGUGUUUAAUGCUAGGACCCCCCUCAUGGAGGUACAGUUUGGGGUUGGGGUGGAGAGAUGUGGGGACGCCCUUCAAAGCCAGGAAGAGAUUAUGGAAGAAGAGGAAGAAGAAAAGGAUGAGGGGAACAUCCAGAAGGGGGCAGAGAAAGAGAAGAUGGAGGAAGGGAACACUGAGGUGACAGGAGAUAUUCAAAGCCGCAUGCCACUGCUCCCAUCACCCCUCCAGCCUUCCAGAGACAGAGGCCAAACAUCCAUCAGACAACCCCAGGAUAAGACACCCAGACCAGCCUCGACAACCCCCUCCAGCCCCCUAGCCCCCAGAAUCAUCCACCCCCGUUCCACAGCCUGCUCCACCCAAGACCUUUUCAUCUCUGAACCAAUCACAGAGCAGAGCACAAUGAUCCCCGCCAUUCCCAAGCCGCCCAUUGGUGGAGCCAAGAUGUCUUUCCUCACUGUGCCGUCCUACAGCGCCCCAAAGCGCCAUAGGAGCGUCAGCAUGGGGUCAGAGUCCCCAUCGGCUCCGAAACGACAAACUGCACCCUGUUCUAGCCAAAAUUAGUGCACUACUUAGGGAAUAGGAUGCCAUUUCAGAACCGGACUAUGAGUAAGGGAGAACAUACACACUUCUGUCCAACUGGGACCAA
Molecule: messenger RNA, 2426 nt
Organism: Oncorhynchus mykiss (rainbow trout)
Lineage: Eukaryota; Metazoa; Chordata; Actinopteri; Salmoniformes; Salmonidae
Source: RefSeq, a predicted model, not a curated record